AUGCGACCCUUAGCGGACUUGACAUUCAAGUAUUUGCAGUCUUAUAAGACUUCCAAUAACCAGACUUACACCCACCAGACUUACAACCACCAGACGUGCAACCACCAGACUUAUAACCACCAGACUAUCAACCACCAGACUUACAACCACCAGACUAACAACCACCAGACUUAUAACCACCAGACUAACAACCACCAGACUUACAACCACCAGACGUGCAACCACCAGACUUAUAACCACCAGACUUACAACCAUCAGAUUUACAACCACCAGACGUGCAAUCAUCAGACUUAUAACCAUCAGACUUCCAAUCACCAGAUUUACAACCACCAGACUAACAAUCACCAGACUAACAACCACCAGACUUAUAACCAUCAGACUUACAACCAUCAGACUUACAACCAUCAGACUUACAACCAUCAGACUUACAACCAUCAGACUUACAAUCAUCAGACUUACAACCACCAGGCGUGCAAUCAUCAGACUUAUAACCACCAGACUAACAACCACCAGACUAACAACCACCAGACUAACAACCACCAGACUAACAACCACCAGACUUACAACCACCAGACUUAUAACCACCAGACUUACAACCACCAGACUUAUAACCACCAGACUUAUAACUAUCAGACUUAUAACCACCAGACUUAUAACCAUCAGACUUAUAACCACCAGACUAACAACCACCAGACUAACAACCACCAGACUUAUAACCACCAGACUAUCAACCAUCAGACUAACAACCACCAGACUUAUAACCACCAGACUUAUAACCACCAGACUAUCAACCAUCAGACUAACAACCACCAGAUUUACAACCACCAGACUAACAGCCACCAGACGUGCAAUCAUCAGACUUACAACCACCAGACUUAUAACCACCAGACUUACAACCAUCAGACUUACAACCACCAGACUUAUAACCACCAGACUUACAACCAUCAGACUAACAACCACCAGACUUAUAACCACCAGACUUACAACCAUCAGACUUACAACCACCAGACUUACAACCAUCAGACUUAUAACCACCAGACUAACAACCACCAGACUUAUAACCACCAGACUUACAACCACCAGACUUAUAACCAUCAGACUUAUAACCACCAGACUUACAACCAUCAGACUAACAACCACCAGACUUAUAACCACCAGACUUACAACCACCAGACUUAUAACCACCAGACUUACAACCACCAGACUUAUAACCACCAGACUUAUAACCACCAGACUUAUAACCACCAGACUAACAACCACCAGACUAACAACCAUCAAACUUAUAACCAUCAGACUUACAACCACAAGACUUACAACCACCAGACUUACAACCAUCAGACUUACAACCACCAGACUUAUAACCACCAGACUUACAACCAUCAGACUAACAACCACCAGACUUAUAACCACCAGACUUACAACCAUCAGACUUACAACCAUCAGACUAACAACCACCAGACGUGCAAUCAUCAGACUUACAACCACCAGACUUAUAACCACCAGACUUACAACCACCAGACUUAUAACCACCAGACUUAUAACCACCAGACUUACAACCAUCAGACUUACAACCACCAGACUUACAACCAUCAGACUAACAACCACCAGACUUAUAACCACCAGACUUACAACCAUCAGACUUACAACCACCAGACUUACAACCACCAGACUUAUAACCACCAGACUUACAACCAUCAGACGUGCAAUCAUCAGACCUACCACUAUCUAAUUUACAACCAUCAGUUUCACCACUAUCAGACUACCACCAUCAUAUUUACCACCAUCAGACUACCACCAUCAGACUUACUACCAUCAUUAGAAUUACAACCAUCUGUUUCACCACUAUCAGACUACCACCAUCAUAUUUACCACCAUCAGACUACCACCAUCAGACUUACUACCAUCAUUAGAAUUACAACCAUCAGUUUCACCACUAUCAGACUACCACCAUUAUAUUUACCACCAUCAGACUACCACCAUUAG
Molecule: messenger RNA, 1983 nt
Organism: Pecten maximus
Lineage: Eukaryota; Metazoa; Mollusca; Bivalvia; Pectinida; Pectinidae
Product: histidine-rich glycoprotein-like
Exons: 2
Coding region: 1-1983 (660 amino acids)
Source: RefSeq, a predicted model, not a curated record